AUGGUUUCUAUAUCCCAACCCAAAGUUCCUAUGAUUGACAUGAACGAUUUGAAGCCAGGAAGUGACUCUUGGGUCUUGAGAUGCCAGGAGGUGACACAUGCUCUUGAAGAGUAUGGUUGUUUCAUGGCUAUAUAUCAAGGGGUUUCUAAAGAACUGAACAAGGAAGUUUUUGAUUCAAUAAAAACCCUGUAUAAGCUUCCCGCAGAAACCAAAAUCAAGAAUACUUCUGAUACGCCUUUAUUUGGCUAUUUAGGUCCUACUCAUACUCGUCCACUUUUUGAAAGUAUGGGAAUUGAGAAUGUUACAAGUUUGGAUCAUGUUCAACACUUUGCAAACCUUAUGUGGCCUUCUGGAAGUCACCACUUCAGUGAAAAUAUAAACUCCUAUGCGAAUCUAGUCUCUGAACUAGAAAACGCGGUGAAGCAGAUGGUGUUUCAAAGCUAUGGAGUAGAGAAAUACUACGAAUCUUAUGACAAAUCAUCAAUGACCUAUCUUCUUAGAGUAAAUAAAUACAAACCCGCAAAAACAAACGAGUCGAAUAUAGCGACGACAGCGAUUCAUACGGACAGGAGCUUCGUUAGCAUACUUAGCCAAAACCACGUGAACGGGUUGGAAGUCCUAACCAGGGAUGACAAGUGGGUAACUGUUGAAUUCUUGCCAUCGUCCUUUAUUGUCAUGGCAGCUGAUGGAUUCAUGGCAUGGAGCAAUGGUCGAUUGAGAAGUGCUCCUCACCGGGUGAUGAUGAAUGGGCAAGAAGAUAGAUAUUCGAUAGGUUUAUUCACAUUCAAGAAAGGGGUAAUAGAAAUACCAAAAGAAUUUGUUGAUGAAGAACACCCAUCAAGAUUCAAGUCAUUCAAUCAUCUCGAGUAUGUUGAUCAUAUGUCCAAAUCCCCAGUUUACAUCGACGAGAGAGCCAUAAAAUUGUUUUGUGGAACUUGA
Molecule: messenger RNA, 939 nt
Organism: Cynara cardunculus var. scolymus (artichoke)
Lineage: Eukaryota; Viridiplantae; Streptophyta; Magnoliopsida; Asterales; Asteraceae
Product: probable inactive 2-oxoglutarate-dependent dioxygenase AOP2
Exons: 3
Coding region: 1-939 (312 amino acids)
Molecular function (GO): dioxygenase activity
Source: RefSeq, a predicted model, not a curated record